AUGUCCGGCCGCGGGAAGCAGGGCGGCAAAGUGCGGGCCAAGGCCAAGUCCCGGUCCUCCCGCGCGGGCCUGCAGUUCCCGGUGGGCCGCGUGCACCGGCUGCUGCGCAAGGGGAACUACGCGGAGCGCGUGGGCGCCGGCGCGCCCGUGUACCUGGCGGCCGUGCUGGAGUACCUGACGGCGGAGAUCCUGGAGCUGGCCGGCAACGCGGCGCGCGACAACAAGAAGACCAGGAUCAUCCCGCGGCACCUGCAGCUCGCCAUCCGCAACGACGAGGAGCUCAACAAGCUGCUGGGCAAGGUGACCAUCGCCCAGGGCGGCGUCCUGCCCAACAUCCAGGCCGUGCUGCUGCCCAAGAAGACGGAGAGCCAGAAGGCGAAGAGCAAGUGA
Messenger RNA from Pipistrellus nathusii (Nathusius's pipistrelle), 390 nucleotides. Lineage: Eukaryota; Metazoa; Chordata; Mammalia; Chiroptera; Vespertilionidae. The record is from the annotation of a GenBank genome assembly.